CGGCACACGGUGCUUGGGCGCGCACCGCGCCUCCAGCGACCUCUCGGACAGCCUGGAGUCCUUCAUCCAGCACGACAGCCUCCAGUCGCUCUCCAGCCUGGGGGUGAGCUCGUCCAGUAUCAGCGGUGAUAGCCUUGAAUCCCUUUCCAGCCUGAGCCUGGGAGCCACCAGCCAGCACAGCGAUCUCGAGUUCAUCGGGCACUGAGUCUGCCUCCAGCUCCCCGCACAACGCCCUCCUCCUGCCGGCUCUCUGCCAGCUGCCGUGAGAGCUGCCAGGCUGCUGCCCUUCGUUCCACGGUGACGUGGUUCCAGAUGAUCUUUGCUGCAUCCAGUGCAAUAACCUCAGUCCUUACUGUGGCUGCCGUUCCCAAAUUAAGUGCUUCAGAGCGGCAGUGCUCAUUACUACCUGCAGUGUAAACGCUGAUUUUUUGUCACCAGUUAAGAAUGGAAGUGCGUGGUCUUCAGAGGAAUCCCAGCUACCUCUCAGAUCUGUAUGAGAACAUGUUGAAGGCUGAAGGAGCAGUGAGACGAGGGCAGCAGGAGCGCCCAGCAGUCCAUACAAGUAGCAACAAGACUUUGCGGAGCAGUGCCCCAGCCAAGGAGAGCCCCCAGCCAAAUAAUCACGCGAGCAGCACCUUCUCCAGCUGCGACCCAGCCCUGCGGCCCAUCAUCCGCCGCCGAGCGAGGUCCCUGCCCACAUCACCCGAGAGGAGGAUGAGGAGAGCAGCGCUGCAGUGUCAGGAGCCCAGCUGCCAGAGCCGCAUGAACCGGGUCAGGUUUGCUGAUGCUUUAGGCUUGGAGCUCACUGAAGUGAAAGUCUUCCAGGCUGGGGAGGAUCCAUCCAUCCCUUUGCAUGUCCUUUCCAGGCUCUCCAUAAACUCAGACCUCUGGUACAGCAACUUGAACUUGGAGUUUACUAUGCACUGCUUGGUCCCUGACUUCCAGCAGCCUGCAGACUGUCUGGAUUUCUCAUCCCGACUCCAGGAGCAGCAGGUGUGUCUGGAACGGGUGACCAGCUCAGAUCUGGGGCUCAGUGGCACCAUCCACGUUCGGAAUGUUGCUUUUGAGAAGCAGGUGUCCGUGCGCUACACCUUCAACCAGUGGGAAAGCAUCCACGAGGUGUGUGCUCGUUGGCACUGCAGCAUCCCAGACAAAAACGGGCAGGAUCAGGUUGAUGUGUUCACUUUCUUUCUUCCUGUGCCUCCUUUCCUCCUUCAGCUGAGCACUCUCCUCCAGUUUGCAGCAAGGUACCGAGUCAACGGCCAGGAGUACUGGGAUAACAACAGAGGCAAGAACUACACCCUCAGAUGCCGGACUCACCCCCUGAAGCUGCCGAGGGAAUGUGAGGAGAGCUGGAUCCACUUCAUCUGAACAAAGGGAGUGGUGCUGAGCAGCGUGUCAGUAGUCUUGGUGGCACUCUGUCCCUUGGCAUGGCUCUCUGCUCCUAUGGCAACAGGCUUCCUUUUGAAACCGGCCAAGCCUGGCCAAGUGUCCCAGGGCUGGACCUGUAUAAACUGCUCUAAACCUCUGGGAAAGUUAAAAGGGCCAAAAUCUGUAGUGAGAUACAAUCCCAGAAAGGCCAUGUGGGUUUUUUGAGUGUGUGAGUCAUUGCAGAAUGGUUCCCAGGAAUGCUGUAAGGCUACCAGAGAGCAAAACAACACAUUUCUUGUUGCUAGUGAUAACUCUUGUUGCAUAGAAUGUUUCUAACUGAUCUCUUACCAUUUUCUACUGUUUGUUUUCUAAGUGGACAGUGUGGCUUUACUGGUUUUGUUUCUAAUUUUGUUUAUAUUACUUCACCAAGUCAGGGUGCUAUUCCAUUUAUGCAUAAUUUGGAUGACAGACACUGUAGGGAGUACUUGUAUUUAUAUACAUAUGUUAUUAAGGCUGCAACCACAUUAAAUAUUUCCAUGAAUAUCUGAGUAGGAAAGUAAAUGCUACUAUGAGCAAAACAUACAUGAAAAUGUGCCAUCAGCCCCUCUGUUUCCCUUGGGAAAAAAGCAAAAGAUGCCUUUUCUUACCUCGUCCUUGCAGCAGGAGUGAUUGUUACCAAAGUGAGCGUAAGGCAGAUCUGCCUGGGGAAAUUCUCACCUUUGUAAAGUGAUGCCCAAGUAGGUUUUUCCUCAAGCUGAUGGUCCAGGAAUUGUCUUUUCCUGGUGCACCUGCUUUUACUAAGGGAAACAAGACCAAGUUUGGACUUGUGUUGCAAAUGCAGUUGAAGGUCUCAAAGCACUGUAUGAAUGCUCAUGAUUUUAUCGCUGUUACCGGUAAAAUUAUAGCUCAAGAAAUGGAUAUGAUAUAAAUAUAUAUAUAAGGAGAAGAAAUACUACAGAAAGUGGGGUUAAGAGGCUUGGAAUAUCAUUCCAGAACCCUGAAUCAUAGUUGUUCCCCAGCGUUCCAGAACUACUGCGGAAGUAGCUUUGACUUCUUUAUUUAGCUGCUUGCCAUUGUAAAACAGUUGAACUCCCAAGACCGCAGCCUUUGUAACACAAUCAGGAACUUGAAAGCACUUAAUUUGGUAAACUGCUACUUACACAGACCCAUAAACAGAAUCCCUUCUGCUGCAGGGAGAGCACGGGAACACUGUUAGACCAUCUUCCCAUGCUUCUUGCUCUAUUAUUUUCGUUCUGUGGUUUUAGUGUGGUUUAAGAUUUGCAACAGGCUUAAAUUUAUUAAGUAAAAGCAUGUCCAUAAUUGUUCCCAUACAUAAUCAUUACUGCAUGUAAAGUUUAGCUUUAGGUGUGUAGUGUAGACUUUCAGAGCUGCUGGCUGGAGAUACUAGAAGAGCUGUGUUUUAGGACUAUGCUAUGAAAAUCAGGCCACUUACUUGGGCAUCUUAUUUUGGAUUGAUGCUUAUUUAGCAAAAUCACAAGUUGUUGGUAAAAUCACAGUUGUAAGCAACCCAUGUCCAAUUAUAUAUUAGUCUGACAAAUCUACUGAGUAUUUCUGGAAGUGCAGAAAUCCCAAGAAAAUUAAUUUGUCUGGUAACUUAAUGCUGUUUUUUUUGUUGUGAUACCCAUUUAGGAAAGCUGGGCUUUCAAGUGAGGAAGCUGCCUCAGAUUCCAUUGGUCUUUGGCUUUCAGAGGAACCAAAGUCAGGAAUGAGGAUUCUGUGAGCUGCUGAGCACCUUUUGCAAGUACUCAGAAAAGCUCAAUCCUAUCUGAAUGUGCACACACAUGCACAGAAGUACUAGUGCUGAAUAAAAAGCACUCUUUUCAAGCAUUGUUCCCCCCUCUUUUUCCUUCCCACAUUACUGUUGUUCUUCCAUCAGCAAACACAGCA
Molecule: messenger RNA, 3279 nt
Organism: Sturnus vulgaris (Common starling)
Lineage: Eukaryota; Metazoa; Chordata; Aves; Passeriformes; Sturnidae
Gene: PPP1R3D
Product: protein phosphatase 1 regulatory subunit 3D
Biological process (GO): regulation of glycogen biosynthetic process
Cellular component (GO): protein phosphatase type 1 complex
Molecular function (GO): protein phosphatase 1 binding; glycogen binding
Source: RefSeq, a predicted model, not a curated record